AUGGCUGAAGACAAUCAACAACCACAAAUACCACCCAACUAUGUUCAAUUCAUGGAACAAAACCAACACAUGCUCACCAGCAUGAUGACUGCCUUCAUUCAGGCACAAAAUCAAGCACCUGCUGUCAAGUUGCCAACACCACCUACAUACAGUGGCACUCGCAAUGCAAGUGAAAUUGAUGCCUGGAUUCGUUUGAUUGACAAACAAAAGCUGCACAACAGCUGGAAUGAAGAACGCACCUACAAUUUUGCCUCUUCUUUGCUAUCUGGACGUGCUGCCACUAUUGUUGCCCAUUAUGAAGAUCCCGACAGUAAUCUUACCACACCUACAACGUGGAUGGAGCUGAAGGACAUUUUGAUUAGCAAUUUCCGUCCCACCAACGAUCAAGAUUUGGCCCGUGAUGUUUUGGUCACCAUUCGCCAAACCAGUUCAAUUCGGGAUUAUGUGGAUCGUUUUAUGGAUGCUGUCAUUCCCAUCAAGGAUAUUAGUGAACGUGAGCAAUGUGAUCGUUUCAUGAGAGGUUUAAAGGACAAGGAAUUGAUUGCCAAAAUUCGCGCCAUGCCUAUUGAAUCACGUACGUUGGAGAAGCUGUUCUCUGAUGCUCUGGCUCAUGAAUUCGCCCACCAUCCGGAGAUCAGUGCUGGUGUUCAGACAAACACUAGAUAUAAUAACAACAACAGUGAUGUACAGCCUAUGGACCUAGAUGCCAUCAUGCAUCGUAACAACGACAACAACAGUAACAGCUACAGCAACAACAACAACAACAGAAACAGAAAUAACAACAGGAGAAACAACAAUAAUCGCGGCCGUAAUAGGUAUGAUCCCAGCCUCACAUGUUUUCACUGCAAGAAAGUUGGACAUACCACCAAGAAUUGCCUCUCCCGUGCCACUGAAAUUAUGCAUGCAUUUGACAAGUUGGAUCUGGACACUAGACGCAAGCUUUUCAAGAAUGUUGGUGUUUUGAACUGUAUUUUGGAUGUUGAAUACAGAGAAGAGGAUAACUAUGGUUGUGAUUGCAACCAGUGUCAAAGUAGUAAUAAAGCUAGUGGAUCCUCUUACCUGUUGUCCCUGUGUGAUAAAAUUGCGGUUGAGAAAAGAAACGCACAGAUGGAUGAAUUGAGUCAAGUCAUUGCCAUGAUGGAUUCCUCUGUUGCGUCUUCUCCUGUUUUGGUUUCUGUGCCUGUUACUACCCCGGAUAAUGUCUCUGUACCUGUGCCAGACAACAAUCCAGUGGUGAAUUUAAACCCUGUCGUUGCGAACUCAAAUACUCGUCGUCCUGUGGAAUUGUCUCCUAUCAUUCAAGACUUGGAUACGUCAACCACCAUUGACCUCACCACUGACUCUGUGUACCUGACAAAUUUAUUGAAUGCAGCAAAUACCUCAACUCUACCUUUGUAUGGAGCAACUGUCAGACUCAACCAUUCUCUGGGUGUAGUCAAAGUCAAGUGCCUAAUUGACAAUGGUGCUAGUGAAAACUACAUCUCAGGUAGAAUUGCAAACAUGAUUGAAGGCCAUCGUAGCGUGAUCCAUGGAAGAGAGGUUGAAACUGCAGGUGGCAAUGUAUCUCCUAUUAAUGAAAAGAUUGUCUACGAUUUGAAUUUGCAAGGUCAUACAAGCCCAAUGUCAGCAUUCGUCUUUGAUACAAAGUUCGAUGUCAUUCUUGGUAGAUCCUGGCUCAAGGAACACAAGCCUGUUGCAGAUUGGUUUGAUGAUACGUGGACCUUGUCUUGUUGUGGUCCUGGUAAAACCACUAUCUCACCCACGUCGUCUUCCUGUGUGUCAAGCACACCAACUCAACAACCGCCUGAAUUAAAUUACUUAGUAUCUCAUCUUCAAGCAGAGAAAAUGUUGAAGGAGGAAGGCACAAAUGCAUGUUUCUUGUACAUGAUGGACCAAGGAGAGAAGGAUGGCGCAAGUACUGGAAUUACUCAAGAGAAUGUGGUAUGGACAGAUCAACUGAUGAAGGAUUUCCCAACGGUUUUUCAAGACAAAUUACCUGGCCUACCACCCAACAGACAAAAUUUCUCACAUGUGAUCAACGUUCCUGAAGGUGUCAAUCCCAUCAACAGACCUCCUUUUCGUAUGAGUCCAGCUGAACUUGAUGAAUUGCAGCGUCAACUGACCGAAUUGCAAUCUCUGGGCCUCAUUCGACCAUCGUCGUCACCAUGGGGUGCUCCGGUAUUAUUCGUCAAGAAGAAAAAUGGUGAAAUGCGAAUGUGCAUUGACUACCGCGCUCUGAACAAGGUCACUAUUCGCAACUCUACUCCUUUACCUCGCAUAGAUGAAUGCCUGGACCGUUUGCAAGGCGCUUCGUGGUUCACUUGCCUGGAUCUUCGUUCCGGCUACCACCAAAUUAGGCUAAAAGACUCUGAUAUCCCACUUACUGGAUUUAAUACCCGAUAUGGUAAAUGGGAAUGGCUCGUGCUGCCUUUCGGACUUUCAAACGCUCCACCCAGUUACCAAACUUGGAUGAACGGAGUUUUAAAAGAUUGCAUUGACAGAUUCGCUUUGGUUUACUUGGACGACUGUUGCAUCUUUAGCAAGACAUUAGAAGACCAUAUCAAGCAUGUUCGUCAAGUACUCUCCAUCUUUGAAAAGGAAGGGCUCAUUGUCAACUUGAAGAAAUGUGAAUUCGGUAAGCGUGAGCUAGAAUUUCUGGGAUUCAAGGUCUCCGCAAAUGGUAUUUUACCAUCGUCAUCGAAAGUGAAAGCUAUCCAAGACUGGCCAAGACCUACUAAUGUGCAAGAGGUGCGUCAAUUUGUUGGAUUAGCACAGCAUUAUCGCCGUUUCUGCCCGAACUUCUCUUCUGUGGCUGCUCCUCUUACUGAAUUGACUCAUGGUAAUGGUGCUAAGAAACGUGCUAUUGUCUGGAAUGAUCAAUGUGAAGUUAGUUUCAAAGCUAUCAAACAAAUGCUAACAUCAUCUCCUUUAUUGAAACUACCUGAUAUGAGCAAGCCAUACCGCAUUGAAACCGAUGCAAGUGACUUUGGAGUAGGCGCCGUGCUUUUACAGGAGGAUCCUGAUUCUUCUACUUGGUUGCCAAUUGCGUAUGAAUCCAAGAAAUUAUCUCAAGCUGAACAAAAAUUGCCUGCCCAGGAACGUGAACUGAUUGCUAUCAUCCAUGCUUUGAGAACAUGGCGAUGUUUUGUGGACGGUUGUCAAGGUGGUUAUACUGUGUAUAGUGAUCACAAGCCUCUGAUCUACUUCAAGUCUCAACUGAACCCAACACCUCGUCUUGUUCGUUGGAUUGCAGAUUAUGAGGCAUUCUCGCCAAAUAUCGAGUACAAAGCUGGAAAAGACAACGAAGUGGCGGAUGCUCUCUCAAGAAAACCAGAUUUACUUGUGGAAAAUGGAGAGAAUAUACCUUCGUUGGCACCUGAAUACUUAUAUGCUGCUUGGGAUCAGUUAUCUGAUACUAUCAAGACUGAUUGGCCUAUUCUGUAUGUCGACAAGAACUACGAAAAAAUGAAAUCAGAUGCAUUGCGAAAACGCAUGGAAAAGGAGGAGGAUCAGUUUGUGGUACGCCAAAGAACAGUGUAUCGACUAGUCAAGAUGGAGGAUGGAAGCAUAAAGCAAGUCAAAUUUAUUCCGUUCUCGGAUCGUGCUGAUUUGGUUUUCAAGUAUCAUGAAGCUUUUGGCCAUGCUGGUAUCAAGACUAUGCUAAAAAUGUUCACUGAAAGGUACUGGUGGCCAGGUUUGCGAAAGGAUAUUCAAGACUGGCUGAAAACUUGUACUGCUUGUCAGCUGAAUAGUCGCCGUGAUCAGGUUCAUCAAGAUGUCAUGCAUCCUCUGCAAAUACCUCAAGCUUUUGAUCGUUGGCAUUUGGAUUUUGUGGGUGAAUUGCCUACAACUGGAAACGGAAACAAAUGGUUGUUGACGGCUGUGGAUUACCUCACAAACUGGCCUAUUGCAAGAUCAGUACCAGUAGCAUCUAUGGAAGCGGUAGCGGAUUUUAUCUAUGAGGAGAUUGUCAUGCGAUUUGGUUGUCCCUCUGAAAUCGUGACGGAUCGAGGUGCCAAUUUUACUAGUGGUCUUGUAACAGCUUACACCAAACGUGUUGGAAUAAAUCACAAGCUCACCUCGGCAUUUCACCCGCGCACCAACUCCAAGGUAGAGCGAUACAAUGGCGUGAUCAAGCAAAUGCUUCGUAAGUAUGUCAAUGGUGCUAUUCAUCGCUGGGAUGACUUUGUGAAUGCGGCUUUGUGGGCAAGUCGAAUUCGAGUGCACUCAACAACAGGUUUUUCCCCUUAUUACUUGGUGUAUGGACGUGAACCUAGACUGCCUGGAGAUGUUUUGAGACCCUAUAUCACCAAGGAAAUGCUGUUGGACAAACGAACGGUAGCUGACCUAACCUCGCGUGAACUAGAACUACUUGGUCAACAUCGUGCUGCUGCUGAAUUUCGUUUGAAAGCCAUGAGCGAAGCGGACAAGAAGCGUUGGGAUGCCAAGAUUAAACCCACGCACUUCGAAAUGGGUGAUAUGGUUAUGCUGACUCAUGAAGGCAAAUUUGGCCUAGAACCUCGCUACAAAGGACCCUACAUUGUGACAAAGGUGUUCCCUGAUUUUGGUACUUAUCAACUGGAAACUAUUGCUGGUGAACCAUUGCAAUCGUUAGUACAUGUGGACAGAUUGAAAGCAGCGAAAGGUGACAAACCCAGGGAGCCAUGGUAUGAUCCUACUACUAGUCGUCGUGCUGUUCGUGAAGCCGAUUCUCUUCGUAUGGCCUCAAAUACUAGUUCCACUGACCCCAAUGGUACCACUGCUACUUCCUCUUCACCAUCACCUUCGAUUUUCUCAUCAAACCCAAGUCUAAAUCAACCUCAAGAUGAUUUUAUCGACAUGCCAAUUUCUGAUCAGAGCACGCCAAACAACAGCUCCACUACACAACCUACUACCACUAAUAAACCGCCAACUCACUCUCAAUAUCAUCACAUACUUACACAACAAAUAUCAGAUGAGGAUAGCUCUCUACAUGGGAGUAGUGUGAUGGAUGAAACAGAGGACAACGAACGUGGAUUGGGUCAAAUCAUGGAUGGAUACGACUUUUUGUCAUCUACUGAUAGCGAUAUUGAAGACACAGAUCAACCACCAACACUAUCCCCACCACAUACCAUGUCUCCACCACCAUCUCCUUCUACAGAAUCGUCUUAUUUGUCAUCUCAGUCUACAGUAUCGAAUAUAAGUAGUGGUGAUGCAGCAAUAAUCAAUGAAACAGUCAGUGUUGAUACAGAUCUUGAACUGGAUGAACGUGUAUCAGAGCCAGAAAACACAGAAAUGGUGCCAGGUCUUCGAAAUGAACCUCAUGUUGUUUCUCCUGUCAGCCCACCUUCCGUUAUUCAAGCUACUACUCCAGAACCUGAUUCCACUACUACUGUGAAUUUUUUCCCUCCUGCUGCUACAAACCAAACUCCCAUUGCACUUACUUCUCGUCCUGGGCCACCAAAAAGUACUUUUGUCUUCAAAACUCCUGCCAUUCCAAAGAUCCACACGCAAAAUGAGACCACCCAACCUGCAAAAAUCGUCGAUCUCUCUUCUCAUAUGCCAAACACUGCCACUGGUUCAUCAAGUUCAAGUGAUGUUCAGGGUCGAACAUUUGUCUCGAAGGGGGGUGAUGUCAGGGUUGAAGGGUAUUCUGACAGUGAUUUAGAUCUGCAGGAUAUCAUUGACAGACUAAACACAAACAAGAAUAAGAAGCGCAGGUUUAAACCUAGAGCGCCAGCUACCAGGAACAUUAAACAGCGAUUAACCUGGAUAGCGCACAACAUUACACAAACUAUAUUGGAUAAAAUCAAUGUUCAAAUCUAA
Messenger RNA from Mucor velutinosus, 5805 nucleotides. RefSeq lists its product as uncharacterized. The record is from RefSeq and is a predicted model, not a curated record. Gene Ontology annotation, molecular function: nucleic acid binding; zinc ion binding. Lineage: Eukaryota; Fungi; Mucoromycota; Mucoromycetes; Mucorales; Mucoraceae. The coding region runs from base 1 to 5805 and encodes 1934 amino acids. Gene Ontology annotation, biological process: DNA integration. The transcript has a single exon.